This is a messenger RNA of Gambusia affinis (western mosquitofish), 1572 nucleotides long. It is a transcript of the gene tk2, whose product is annotated as thymidine kinase 2. The coding region runs from base 118 to 894 and encodes 258 amino acids. The transcript has 10 exons. Lineage: Eukaryota; Metazoa; Chordata; Actinopteri; Cyprinodontiformes; Poeciliidae. Gene Ontology annotation, cellular component: mitochondrion; cytoplasm. The record is from RefSeq and is a predicted model, not a curated record. Gene Ontology annotation, molecular function: ATP binding; deoxynucleoside kinase activity. Gene Ontology annotation, biological process: nucleobase-containing compound metabolic process.
GAGAGAAGAAGGAGGAGGAGGGGGAGGAGGAGGAAGAGGAUGAGAAGGAGAAGAAGAAGAAGUAGUAGAAGGAGUAUAUCAGCGGAUGUGUAGAGGAUGUUGUGAGUGUGACGGAAGAUGACAGCAGCUGCUGCUCGGUUCUUUCUCAAUUUCCGGUCAGCUCUGCGUCCUGUGGUUCGGACCGCUAGGACCGGAUCUACCAGAGGAAUCCGAACCGGAACUCCAGGGAAGUUGAUGCGGAGCGGAGACAGCAGGAAGACAGUGAUCUGUGUUGAGGGGAACAUCGCCAGCGGGAAGACGACGUGUCUGGAUUAUUUUAGAAAUACGAGCAACAUCCAGGUCCUGACAGAACCAGUGUCCAAAUGGAGGAACGUCCGUGGACACAAUCUUCUGGCCCUGAUGUACCAGGAUCCUCAGCGCUGGGGAAUCUCUUUGCAGACUUACGUUCAGCUCACCAUGCUGGAUAAACACCAGUUAGCCACGACUGCUCCAGUCACCAUGAUGGAGAGGUCGAUCUUCAGCGCCAAGCACAUCUUCGUGGAGAAUCUCUACCGGAGUGGAAAAAUGCCAGAGGUGGAUUACAUUGUUCUGACCGAGUGGUUCGAUUGGAUCACAACAAAUGUUUCCCUCCCUGUCGACCUGAUCGUUUACCUGCAGACGUCUCCUCAGACCUGCCAUGAGAGGCUGAAGCAGCGAUGCAGAGAGGAGGAGAUGGUCAUUCCACUGGAGCAUUUGGAGGCCAUCCACCAGCUGCAUGAAGACUGGCUCAUUAAGGGCAGCUCCGCUCCGGUUCCUGCUCCUGUUCUGGUGAUUCCUGCCGACUAUGACCUCCAGAAGAUGCUGCACAAGUAUGAGGAGCACCGAGAGACGAUUCUAAAAGCUACCAACUCUUGAUGCGCGCACACACACCCACACACACACACAGAGAAGUUUUUUUUACGAUGGCUUAAACUCACUAGAUGUUAGGAAAUUUUUAUUUAGGAUUUUUUCCAACACUGGAUAACUUUGGACCAAUAAACGAAGCUGCUUAUUUAUCUAUAAGGACAUAUAUGGUGCUUCUCUGCUAAAAAUGUGAAAAUUACUGUAGAAUCAAUUAAUUUUCACAAUAUUUUAUUGCAAGAGCAUAAUGUCAGUAAAAAACUGUAAAAGUGUCUUGGCUUAAGCUCCAGGGUCUUACUUUGGGAAGUCAAGGUUACAACUAGAAGUGUAUUGAAAUUCUGAUAAGCUGAAAAAGUGUAAUUAAAGAAAGAUUUGUGUGAUCUUAAUAAUUACUGGAUUGUUAAGACUGUGGUUUUGCAGCACUCAAACUUUUGUUUGGCUCUGUAUUCAUUUUGAAGUUAUGCUGCUGUAAUAAAAUAUGAGUCAUUUAAGACUUUCUGCACGUCUUUACCAGCGGAGCAGACAGUUUGUCUCUUGACGUGUUCUUGAGGAUCAUCAUUAAUGUGUAUUUGAAAAAAAAAAUUUUAAAUCUGUUUUGAGUGGAAAAGCUUCAAACGCACACAUAACCUCAGCUUGUGUCAAACAUUCCCCCUGAAACAGUUCUUUGAAUAAAAUGUUUUUUAAAAUCCCAAA